Pristis pectinata (smalltooth sawfish) is the source of this 5703-nucleotide messenger RNA. RefSeq names its product gap junction beta-7 protein-like. Gene Ontology annotation, cellular component: connexin complex. NCBI's taxonomy places the organism in Eukaryota, Metazoa, Chordata, Chondrichthyes, Rhinopristiformes, Pristidae. The record is from RefSeq and is a predicted model, not a curated record. Gene Ontology annotation, biological process: cell communication. The coding region runs from base 169 to 927 and encodes 252 amino acids. The transcript is spliced from 2 exons.
UCGGAACAGAUGGUUUGGUGAAUAAUUCCAGUUUCUUUUUUAUAUGGAGAAAAUAAUUUUUCUCUUUAGAUUGCUGGAUGUAAAUUUGUUGGAGAGGGAAUCUGGAGAAGACUGAACUGUCAACUGUUACAAGGUUCUGCAGAUCCUUCAUCAAGCAACUGAGGAGCCAUGAGCUGGAGUUUGCUCCGUGAUGUUUUGAGUGGGGUGAAUAAGUACUCCACAGUAGUGGGAAGAAUUUGGCUGAGUGUUAUGUUCAUAUUCCGGGUCCUGGUCUAUGUAGUGGCAGCAGAACGGGUCUGGAAUGAUGAGCAGAAGGACUUCACCUGCAACUCAGAGCAACCCGGUUGUGAGAAUGUGUGUUAUGACUAUUUCUUCCCAGUGUCACAAGCAAGGCUCUGGGCACUGCAACUUAUCAUGGUCUCUACCCCUUCCCUUCUGGUUGUCUUGCAUGUGGGUUAUAGGGAACAGAGGGAGAAGAAGUAUCAUAAGAAGCUGUAUAAAGAUAAAGGGGACAUAGGUGGGGGUCUGUGGUGGACAUAUUUCUUUAGUCUGGUGUUCAAGACGGGAGUUGAGCUUGGCUCCUUGUUCAUUUUUCACUGGAUGUUUCAUGGUUUCACGGUUCCCCGUCUUUUGAAAUGUGAGGUUGCGCCCUGCCCCAACACAGUGGAUUGUUUUGUUGGUCGGCCAACAGAGAAGACCAUCUUCCUCUACUGCAUGGCCAUCUCCUCAUCAAUGUGCAUACUGCUGAAUGUCUGUGAGAUGAGUUACUUGGUGAUCAAGCACUGCAGAGAAUCCUACAGGAAGAAAUCUAGCAAGCAAGGACGGAGGCUCAAGUGCAGAUGUGAGCUUCAGCAGCCAAUAUAUAGUAAUCUAAAAGCAUUUAAGAAUGGCACCAUGAAAUCUGUUGCAAGCAUUCACUCAAUGUGAAACCAGAAAAAAAAAUCAAAGGGGCAAUUUCUGUUUCUGCUAACAUUAACUGCUUUGAGGGAUACCAACUAAAUUGCUUUCAUAUGAAAUGAACAUUAACUAAAGAUGCAUUGCAGAACCUUUGAAGAACUAUUCCCUGUUUAAAUUCUGUGUCUUUUUCACGUUCCUUUGUUUAAAUGCUAUGCUUUCCUACUUAAACAGAUGAAGGAAUAUAUGGAAAGGUGAAUAGCACCUUCAUCGUGGUUCAAAGAUAAUAAAAUGUCACUACAAUUGAGUAGAUUAUUAAUGAUGUCUACUAAAAUGCUUCUUUCCUUCAACACAUUUAUAAAUAGUGUCAACGUAUAUAUAAACCGAAUGUACAAAGUUCUGAGCCUUCCCUUUGAAUUGUGAAAUAAAACUUGUGUUUUCAACUGAGAAAGGCAAAUACAGGGAUACUAGACUACUGCAGAGUCAUCUCUUGAUGCAAACUAACUGAGUAAACCAUCUGAAUGACAACUUUUGCAUUUGACUGCUUAACAUGCACACCAACUCGUAAUCAAGUACGCUGCACUGCAUCAAGAGCGGUUUCCAGGUCCACAUCCUCAUUCAACGAGCAGCUCUGAGAGAUCCCUAUUUAUAGAACAAGUUUAGUCCUAUCAAAGGCUUGCAUUGUGAUAUUACAAACAAGGGAAGGCAGGUGAAUAACAAAUGUAUACAAUAAAUAUACCUUUCCGAAGAAUUUACAUCAACAUUAUUUAUGCCUGUGGGUAUGAGUUACCAUACAGAGCACAUUCUCCACAAAUUUGACUGCUCUGUCAGUGAAAUAUGUAAACUGGGAAGUGGAAUUCUCUUCCAGCUGUGCAUGAAUUUACCUUUGGUCAUUCACUAAUAGCGGAAUAAACUUACCUACUGAGCAUCUUGCCCAUACAGGCAAGGGAACACCUUGAACUUUGGCCAAUGCUGAUUUUAUUCAUUUCAAGAAAGAGAUUAAAAUGCAAAGAGCAGGAAGUAUCCUAAUUGUCCGUGUCCAGUGACUCCUAAUUGGAAGUUGAGCACUCAGACACUGGGUGAAAAUAGAAUUAGUCUUGCCUGUGGUGCUCCCUGCAGGCAAAGUGCCUGCUGUCAAUCACAGCCCGGGCUAAGUACCAAGGAAUCACUUUCAUCCCUGCCUUGAUGGCUGACCUCCCUCCUCCCAACCUUGAACCUUGAUCUGAACCACAAUCCCAUCCAAUACAUAAGAGGUAAUCAGUAUCUUCAGGAGAAAAGAAAAAAAGAAUCAAAUUAAUGUAAGACCAAAAUAAAUUAAUGUUAAGGAUAUUUACAGCAGAUACUGGGAAUAUGCCUCAGGUCAAUUAGUUACUAUAAUGAGAAAGGACUGGUUAGCCUUUUUAUGCAUUAACCCCAUUAUCAGAAUACUCCAGGUCUGCUCAAGGGAGGGGAAGAACUGUUCUAAUUAUAGAGAGUUGUUUUCUUCACACAAUAAAAAAAGCUUCGACCAUCCUCACACUGUUACCUCAGGGGUCCUGCAAAGAUCUAUACUCGCCACCUUUCAUUCUUCAUCAACCUGCUAGUCCUGAACAACAUUACGCAAAAACACAGAGGGUCACUGUCCACAUGUGUGUUGAUUACACUCAGCUCUACCUUAACAUUACCACUCUUCCUCCUGCUUCUGUCUUUAAGUUGUCAAAAUACUUGCUCUGUAGUGAGUAACAAAUGAGCAGAAAUUUCUUCCAACUAAAUACAGGCAAGUCCAAAACCAAUCCUGAUUCAGUGCCUUGACCUGAAACAUCGAUCAUCCCUUUGCCUCCACAAAUGUUGCUUGACCUAUUGAGUUCUUCCAGCAGUUUGCUCCAGAUUCCAGUAUCUGCAAUCCCUUGUGUCUUCAAAUCAAAACCACCAUCUUCACUCCCUGUCAUAAACUUGGUUGCAUAGCCACCAAAUCCAUCCUUUUAGCUAUCAACUGCCUCAAACUGAACUUUGCAGUCUCAAAGUCAUCUUUGAAUCUAAUUGACCUUCUCAACAUGGAUCCAAGCCUUCAUGUCUACACUUUCCUUAGCUCCACUGAUGCCGAAAUUCUCAUCUAUGUCUUUGUUAUCUCUCGACCUUAAUAUUCCAGUGUACUCUUGGUCAGCCUUCCUUAUUCUCCUCCUGACAUCAAAAUUGUUGUUCAUGUUCUGGCUCACAUCAAGUCCCAUUGACCUAAUACUCCUGUGCUUGCCAAGUCUGGGUUAAGCAUUGCCUUGAUUUUAAUUGCUCACCCUUGUUAUCAAAUAAUUCCAUGACUUUGCAUUAUUCACCUCUGUUCUGGCAGGCAUGGUAGUGUAGUGGUUAGCGUAACGCUAUUACAGUGCCAGUGACCUGGGUUCAAUUCCUGCCGCUGUCUGUAAGGAGUUUGUAUGUUCUCCCCAUGUCUGCAUGGGUUUCCUCCCACAUUCCAAAGACGUAUGGGUUAGGAAGUUGUGGGCAUGCUAUGUUGGCGCCGGAAGCGUGGCAACACUUGCGGGCUGCUCCCAGAACACUCUACGCAAAGGUGCAUUUCACUGUGUGUUUUGAUGUACAUGUGACUAAUAAAGAAAUCCUAUCUUAUCCUAAUCUCCUACAACUCUGUAACCCUCCACAAUGAAAUGACUGAUACUUUGAACACCCAAAAUUAAAAGCUUUAUUGUUUAUGGCUGUGCCUUCAGCUGCUAAAAUCCUAAAUUCUGAGAUUUCCCCCCCUUAAACUUUUCUGCCCAUCUCACCUUUUCCUUUUAAGUGGUUCUCAAAACCCAGCUCUCUGAAUAAUCAUUAGGUUCUAAGUCCUAAUAUCUUUUAAUUCAUAACUUAGUGUCAAAAUCAUAUUUGAUGCUGCUUCUGAGAAAUGCAUUGGAAUAUUUUACUCCCUUACAGGUGCUAUAUUAAUGCAAGUUCACAGAAUCACAGAAUGAUUACCGUUUGGGAGGUCAUUCAAUUCAAGUCCAUACCAGCUUCAUGUGAGAACAAUCCAGCUCCUUGCCCUUGCUUCACAUCCCUGCAAUUUCCUUUCCUUGUAGAUAUCUUUUGAAUUUGAAAUUGGUUCCAUUUCGCUUUUUUGCCCAGUGGAAAAUGAUGCAAAAUAUUAAAAAAUGAAAUAAGUAACUUGAUGGGUUAUAAAAAUAUUUACUUUACCAUGUGGUGUUUUGGAAGUUUGUACAAAUCAUGGGAUGAGCUUGAAUGCUACUAAGAUAUGAUUUACUUAUUGUUCCAAAUCAUGUUCAGUGGAGUAAUUCUAUUAUUUUGUUUCUUCUUUCACCAUGACACUUCUUGUAGUUACUUUCAAUUUUCAUGAUUACAAGGCUGCAAAUUCUUGCCUACUUCAAAGGGCAUUAAGAAUCACCCAUAUAAUGCAAGGUUGGUCACAGAAUAGGCCAGUUCAGGAUUAAUCGUCCCCUUGGCAUUUUACUUCAGUCUGGAGUCUUUCAUGGCCAUUCUUCUGUGGGACAGGAAAACAAAUGAUCAGACUUGAAUUGUUCACAUUCUACCAUGAUGGGAUUUCAACACAGCUGCUAGGUUAGCACAGAUGUUAAACUACUGUAACUGAGGUACUCAUGAUUAUUAUUUUACAUUUGUAGAUGGAUAUUCACUUUAGUAAUUCAUGCAUUGUUUACUCUUCUAUCUAAAGUGACAAUUCCUUAGGUUUUAAAUGCCAAAUUUACUUAUAAUAUUUUGUCCAAUUGUGCUUUGUGAUAAUAGCAUUAUGUAAAUGUACUUUUGUUUUGCAAUACAGAACUAUAAUAGAUAUUGCCUUGAAGAAAGUAAAAAUAUGUAUUUUAAUUCAUCUUUCACUGUGUGUCUAUACUAAUUUUACAUAGGGUUGAUGUAUUGAUAAGAUUUGAUGAAACUCUGCAUUUACAACUGUAUUUAAGAAUGAAAAUAGUCUAAUGUUUGAAGUAAAUUAAUUUUAUUUAAUGAUUUCCAGGAAUUAAUUCUAGAAAUUACAUACACAAUUCAAUAUGUGCAUUAGGAAAAAUACAAGUUUUAUGUAUUGUUUUGACAAAAAAAUAGACAUUUUCUCCAGUUUUGAUUUUGUAAAUGUACAUGAGCAGUUUAGGAAACAAUUACACUUGAGGUUACUGCACCAAUUUGGAUGGAAGCUCUCAACCUGGAUGAAAAAAUAAUUUAAACAAUACAGCAUGACUGAUCUUUUUUAAUAAUGAGGUACUAAAAAAUUCCAUAAGUCAUGAUUGCUUCUUUCUAGAAUAUGUACCAUCUAUACCAUGUGCUGCUGCAACUCACAUGACUCCUUAGACAGCACCUUCCAAACACGCAACCUCCACCAGCUAGGAUAAGGGGAGUAACAGCAUGGGAACACCACCAAAUGGAAGUUGCCCUCUAAGCUAAACUCCAUUCUGACUUGGAAAUAGAUCACAAUUCCUUCACCGUCACUUGAUCAAAAUCUGGAACCCUCUUCCCAAUAGCUUUGUGGGUAUACCAAGACCUCAAGGGCUGCAGUGGUUCAAGAAGGCAGCUCACCACCACCUUCUCAAAGGCAAUUAGUGAUGGGCGAUUAAAUGCUGGCUCAGCCUGUGAAGACAACGUCCCUUGAAUGAAUAUAUACAAAUAAAAAUUAAGAAAAACUAUCUGGUUUAAAUCAGAGAAACUGCAUUGAGAACUGUAAUGAGAAAAAAAGGUCUGAUUCCAUUUUCAAGAAAAAAUUAAGAUUAGUUUGGAUCCCUCAGCAACUAGAAGCUGUGGGGAAAGAAACCCAAUUACUUAGAAGACAUUUUCAAACCGUAUUUCUUGGAGUUGAGAUCUUUUGAAUAUCUGUGCCCAACAGAA